Messenger RNA from Haliaeetus leucocephalus (bald eagle), 1545 nucleotides. It is a transcript of the gene TRIM9, whose product is annotated as tripartite motif containing 9. The annotation marks the transcript as partial. Gene Ontology annotation, molecular function: zinc ion binding; protein binding. The record is from RefSeq and is a predicted model, not a curated record. Lineage: Eukaryota; Metazoa; Chordata; Aves; Accipitriformes; Accipitridae. The transcript has 10 exons.
UGCCACCCGCCGCGGGGACCGCUGGCCAAGCACCGCCUGGUCCCGCCGGCCCAGGGUCGGGUCAGCCGCCGCCUCAGCCCCCGCAAGAUCUCCACCUGCACCGACCACGAGCUGGAGAACCACAGCAUGUACUGCGUGCAGUGCAAGAGCCCCGUCUGCUACCAGUGCCUGGAGGAGGGCAAGCACUCCAGCCACGAAGUCAAGGCCCUGGGCGCCAUGUGGAAGCUCCACAAGAGCCAGCUUUCCCAGGCCCUGAACGGGUUGUCAGACAGAGCCAAGGAAGCAAAAGAGUUCCUGGUCCAGCUCCGCAACAUGGUUCAGCAAAUCCAGGAGAACAGCGUGGAGUUCGAGGCCUGCCUGGUGGCCCAGUGUGACGCUCUCAUCGACGCCCUCAACAGAAGGAAAGCCCAGUUGCUGUCCCGGGUCAACAAGGAGCACGAGCACAAGCUAAAGGUGGUGCGAGACCAGAUUUCUCACUGCACGGUCAAGCUGCGCCAGACCACGGGCCUGAUGGAGUACUGCCUGGAGGUCAUCAAGGAGAACGACCCCAGCGGCUUCCUGCAGAUCUCCGACGCUCUCAUCAGGAGAGUGCACUUAACUGAGGACCAGUGGGGAAAGGGGACGCUCACACCCCGGAUGACCACGGACUUUGACCUGAACCUUGACAACGCCCCUCUGCUACAGUCCAUCCAUCAGCUCGACUUCGUACAGAUGAAAGUUUCCUCCCCAGUGCCGGCCCCCCCGAUCCUGCAGCUAGAGGAGUGUUGCACCCACAACAACAGUGCUACCUUGUCCUGGAAGCAGCCGCCCUUGUCGACGGUACAGGUGGAAGGCUACAUCUUGGAGCUCGAUGACGGCAACGGCGGCCAGUUCAGGGAGGUGUACGUGGGCAAGGAGACCAUGUGCACGGUGGACGGGCUUCACUUCAACAGCACGUACAGCGCACGUGUCAAAGCCUUCAACAAAACAGGAGUCAGCCCCUACAGCAAGACCUUGGUCCUCCAGACAUCUGAGGUUGCUUGGUUUUCUUUCGAUCCUGCCUCUGCCCAUGCUGACAUCAUCUUUUCUAAUGACAACCUGACUGUCACCUGCAACAGCUAUGAUGACAGGGUUGUGCUGGGGAAAACGGGCUUUUCCAAAGGGCUCCAUUACUGGGAGCUGUCAAUCGAUCGUUACGAUAACCACCCCGACCCGGCCUUUGGUGUGGCACGCAUUGAUGUCCUGAAGGAUGCCAUGCUGGGCAAGGACGACAAGGCCUGGGCCAUGUACGUGGACAAUAACCGGAGCUGGUUCAUGCACAACAAUUCGCACACCAACAGAACCGAGGGUGGGAUAACGAAAGGCGCCACGGUGGGAGUGCUGCUGGAUUUGACCAGGAGGACCUUGACAUUCUCCAUCAACGAGGACCAGCAAGGGCCUGUCGCCUUCGAGAACCUGGAGGGCCUCUUCUUCCCCGCCGUCAGCCUCAACAGGAACGUGCAGGUGACGCUGCACACCGGUCUGCCGGUCCCCGAAUUCUACGCUUCGCGCUCAGCCAUGCCAUGA